UCCACGUCAUGGAUUUAGCCUCGCUUUCACUUGUGUGUCGACAGCAUGUCGAUUAUUUCAAGACGUAAAGUACGUCCUUGCUCUUUUUUAGCGGGUGCAUGCAAAUUGUUGAACAUUCUCCCCCGAAUCUCGUUUUGUGUUUGUAUUAAAGGGUCCUGUUCUCGUCUUAUUCACUGUAAACAGCCAGUGUUUUCUAGCUAGCUGGAUGCUGUAACUUGAAAGUAGCCGAUAAUAGGUACCGUUGCAUUUUAGCUACAUUACCUAGCUAGGUUAGAGUUAGCUACUUUGGAUUUGAUGCUAAAGAGAAGGUUAGACUGUUACACAGUCUGUGUGUAACAGUCGAAGAAGAUCAAAGUGUCUGAAGAAAAUGGUCCAGUAUUGACAUUAUGGAACGACAGUGAUAAAAGCCAACUAUCGCAGCUAGGUAGUUAAAUUAGUUAGCUAACCUAGCUAGGAUAGGAUAGCUAAUGCUAGCUAGCUAGUCUCAUUCGCGAAUGCUUUGGCAGAAACAUCACAGCUUGUUUUUUGUCCUGUGCCAGAUGUGGGGAAGAAUAUUUUUGAGCUCCAAAGUGUUAAACAGAUUUUUUUUUACGUGGGGUCAGAGGUAUUUAUUCACCAUGCAGCUGAAAACCAAGGAGUUUGAGUCAUUAUUCACCGAUGGAUUGAAUAGUCUAGCAGAUGUUUUUAAGAAGCAUCAGUUUGAGCUUAGGAUCGCUGGAGGGGCGGUGCGGGACCUGUUGUCUGGAAAACGACCCGAAGACGUGGAUUUCGCUACAACGGCAACACCUGAGGAAAUGAAACACAUGUUCAGUGCCGCAGGGAUAAGGAUGAUCAACAACAAGGGAGAGAAACAUGGGACAAUCACUGCUAGGCUGCAUACUGAGAACUUUGAGGUGACCACUCUGCGUGUGGACGUACUGACAGAUGGACGACACGCAGAAGUGGAGUUCACCACAGACUGGCAAAAAGAUGCAGAACGCAGAGACCUCACCAUCAAUUCUAUGUUUCUUGGUUUGGAUGGGACCCUGUAUGAUUACUUCAAAGGUUAUGAGGAUCUCCAGAACAGAAAAGUUCGGUUUGUUGGAAAUGCUGCACUCAGGAUACAGGAAGACUAUCUGCGAAUUCUAAGAUAUUUCAGAUUCUAUGGACGUAUUGCAUCCGAGCCUGGCCAGCACGAUACGGACACGCUGGAGGCGAUCCGGGAGAACGCCCGUGGUUUAGCGGGAAUCUCGGGAGAGAGGAUCUGGGUGGAGCUGAAGAAGAUGCUGGUGGGGAAUCAUGCUGCUCACCUCCUGGAGCUCAUUUAUGAGCUCGACCUGGCUCAGUACAUAGGUCUCCCAGCAGGGGGCAGUGUUGAGGAAAUGAAACGGGUCUGCCAGAGGGUGCAAGGUAGCUCUCCAAAGCCCAUGACUGUGCUCUCGGCUCUGUUCCGCAACCUAGACGAUGUUGAGAGGCUUGACUUGCGACUGAAGAUCUCCCGAGAGGAGAAGAAUCUUGGCUUUUUUCUGGUCAAGCACAGACGAGACCUCAUUAAGAGCCGAGAUGAGCAUGAAGUCCUUAAACCAUACACAGACUUCAUCACCGAUUGCCGAGAGCCGGACGCACAGAGUAAAGUGCUCGAGCUGCUGAAGUACCAGGGCGAGGCGACACUCCGGGUGCAACUGAGCCACUGGUCCAUUCCCCGAUUCCCUGUCAGUGGGCAUGAUCUGCGCAGGCUGGGAAUCACAUCUGGCAAGGAGAUUGGCAUGACCUUGCAGGAUCUCCGCGAUGCCUGGAAGAAGAGCAGCUACCAGCUGAACAAGGAGGAACUCCUAAGCACCAUCCACAGACCCUGAUUUAAGACCUAAGGCUCCAGGGACUCCAAAGUUGGGGCUGGCCAUCUCAGUGCAGUGAUGCCAUAUUCAUUUAAAGGAGUGCAGCAGGUGUGUUCUGCUCCUACCUUCAUGUUAUGUAUGGCUAAUAUGGAGAUGAGAAAGGCGGCGAAAGGCUUAAGUGUUGCGGCAUGUAGAGAUUUUGGCAAGCUCCUAACUAUCCCAACUACAUGAGAGAGCUAGGAACAUUUGUAUUAAGAUGGAGACUGUGAGCACUAACUGUGUCUGCUCACUGCAUCUAAGAAGAACUGGGCUCCAGCUUGGCCAAAAAUAGAAAUCUGAAGAAAUAAACAAGAGUGAGCCCAUAUUCAGUGCAUGAGUCAUGGCUUUGAUGGACAGUACCUCCAAACCCCUUUCUGCUCAAACCAUAAUGAUCAUGACCAAGGUUUAAUUUUCUUCCUGCACUAUUAUGAGUGAAUUAAUUUGGGAUUUGUUAUUCAUUCAUGAUGUAAUUUUGGAGAGCUUUUUCACAGUAGCUGAUAUAAUAGCUAAUAUAAUUUGCCUUGCGUUCUUAAGUAAUCAUGACCAUUUUCCUCACCCGGAAUGUAGAGGUUGCAGAUAUAUCAAUUGGAGAAUUGGAGUGAUUAUUGUUUGGAAAGGAAAAUUAGUUGCUGCUUCUAUAAUGUGGGAUUUCUUUAUGAUGCAAGGUGGAGAAAAUACAAGCUUCUGGGUGGUUGUGUAACAAUCAUAUCCUACUCUGAAAUAAACUAGAAUUAGGGUUAAAAAUAUAAAUCCUUCAAUCAUAUUCUGACAGUGAAUUAAGAUUUAUUUUAUUUUUUUUUUUGUUAAAAGUGUGUGUUGCAUUAUAUUUUUUGGAUGGAGGCAUUUACUUGUGUUUAAUAGUUUUGGUAUGCAUCAGUGCUAGUCAGUGUAUUGGAGAGGAGAUGAGAGAUGACCCUAACAUAAUAAAAGUGAAUAAUAAAAGUAUAAAAUACUGCAAA
Electrophorus electricus (electric eel) is the source of this 2812-nucleotide messenger RNA. It is a transcript of the gene trnt1, whose product is annotated as tRNA nucleotidyl transferase, CCA-adding, 1. Lineage: Eukaryota; Metazoa; Chordata; Actinopteri; Gymnotiformes; Gymnotidae. Gene Ontology annotation, biological process: mitochondrial tRNA 3'-end processing; tRNA 3'-terminal CCA addition. The record is from RefSeq and is a predicted model, not a curated record. Gene Ontology annotation, molecular function: tRNA binding; nucleotidyltransferase activity. Gene Ontology annotation, cellular component: mitochondrion.